AUGACUGAGAACACAAGCACGAGUCCUCCGCAGGGCUCUCGGAGCACACCUCACAUCCGGCUCAACUCUGGCCGCCAGGAUCCCUUUGUCGACAUGGAUGAUGGGGGCAGUAGCCAGAGAUCACAGUCGCCCGCGACUCGAACACUGACUCCCGGUCCACAAUCGCCGGGCCUGCCACCAGGCACCGCCGUCAGCUCUCCGCACUACGCUUCGAACGCCGGAUCGUCCGAACUCCUGAUUCCUCCGCCACGACACUACCGUUCCCGAGACGAGAGCGAGCCCCCUCGCUCCCCGUCGCAGUCGGUCUACUCAUCGAGGCGAACCAGCUGGGACUCGGAAGCAGGAAGCAGAGACAGCCGCGCGUAUCCUUACGACCCCUUCUCUGAUUCCAGAGCUCCGUCGAUGGUCGGGAGCGACGAUGACAAUGUCAAUACGCAGACGGUGUCAGAGAAGUACAACAUUACGCCCUCGGAAGGUCUAUUACUAUUCCCCGAGGAUGUGGAAAAGGACGACUAUCUCCACAAUCCAGACCCAAACGACAAAGACCGGGACUGCGAUAUAUGCAAUACGAGAGGCCUGGUCAACGUCGGCGGCCUUGCUCUCUUGACGCUUGGUAUACUGGCGCUCUUUAUCGCCUACCCUGUCGUGACGUUCGUGCGCAAACUCACUGAGCCGACCUAUGGGUUAUGUGAAGGAGACCCCAUGUGUCUGGAUGUUGGGAAUGUUCCGUUGCUCAAGAACAUUCGCUCCAGUCUCAUUGAUCCCGAUACACCGGACUCGGCGAAGACAAUCAAGGCCGCUAAUGGAAAAGAGUGGCAGUUGGUGUUUUCGGACGAGUUCAACACGGACGGGCGGACUUUUUACGAUGGCGACGAUCCCUACUUUCAGGGCGUGGACCUUUGGUACGGUGUGACGCAAGACCUAGAGUGGUACGAUCCCGAUGCGAUUACGACGAAGGAUGGAGUCCUGGAGAUUCAAUUCCAUGCGUUUCAAAACCACAAUCUGAACUAUCGAUCCGGCAUGUUGCAAAGCUGGAACAAGCUGUGCUUCAAGGGCGGUCGUCUGGAGGCCAGUAUAUCCCUUCCCGGACGUGGUGACACGUCUGGUUUCUGGCCUGGUUUUUGGGCUAUGGGCAACCUGGGCCGUCCUGGCUAUGCGGCGACCACCGACGGAUUGUGGCCGUAUAGCUAUGACGAUGUGUGCGAUGCUGGCAUCACCGCCAACCAGAGCUCCACGGAUGGGAUCAGCUACCUUCCUGGCAUGCGUCUGCCGGCCUGUACCUGUCCAGGCGCUGAUCACCCUACUCCUGGCAAAUCGCGGUCUGCUCCCGAAAUCGACGUGAUCGAGGCCAGUGUCACGGUCUUGAACGAGGAGAAAGGAUAUCGCAUUGGAGAUGUGUCCCAGAGUUUGCAGAUCGCCCCGUUCGACAUCUGGUACAUGCCCGAUUAUGACUUCACCGCCGUCUAUGAUCCGAGGAUCUCCCAGAUCAACACGUACCGAGGAGGUCCUUACCAACAAGUUGCGUCUGGCCUAACCAACCUGAACAAUGAGUGGUAUGACGGCAAGGCGUAUCAAGUGUAUGCCUUUGAAUACACACCAGGAGCGGAGGGUGAUGUGACUUGGUUUGUCGGUUCCGACAAGACGUGGACGAUCGACGGGCGCGCGAUUGGACCAAAUGGCAAUGUCGGCCAGCGUUUGAUUCCUGUGGAACCCAUGGCGAUCAUUGUCAACUUUGGUAUCUCCAACAGUUUCUCUGCCAUCAACUGGACCGGGCUUGCGGAUCUCAUCCCGGCUACGAUGCGCGUGGAUUACAUCCGGAUCUAUCAGGAUCCCGACAACGUCACCGUCACCUGCGACCCUGAAGGCUACGAAACGACGGAAUAUAUCAGAAAGCAUCCGGAGCCGUAUAACAAUGUCAAUUUGACUUCAUGGUCUCAAGCCUAUGAGUGGCCGAAAAACUCUUUUGUUCAUGGAUGUUGA
This is a messenger RNA of Rasamsonia emersonii CBS 393.64, 1980 nucleotides long. Its product is annotated as Beta-1,6 glucan synthetase (Kre6). Gene Ontology annotation, cellular component: plasma membrane; endoplasmic reticulum membrane. Gene Ontology annotation, biological process: fungal-type cell wall organization; (1->6)-beta-D-glucan biosynthetic process. The transcript has 6 exons. Lineage: Eukaryota; Fungi; Ascomycota; Eurotiomycetes; Eurotiales; Trichocomaceae. The coding region runs from base 1 to 1980 and encodes 659 amino acids. Gene Ontology annotation, molecular function: glucosidase activity. The record is from RefSeq and is a predicted model, not a curated record.